AUGCUCGCAGGUCUAGCCUUUCUUUCUCUUUCUUCUCUCCUUGCGACGGGUCAUGCACUGAAAAUUUCCGUUCAACGUCGCGCCGCGGGUCAUUCGGACACCGUCGUCGUCACCAACCCAGCAAACGCGAACAACGUGGGGUUUUCUAGCGCUUGGCAGGCUUAUGGAAGGUACACCAUAACAGUGUAUGUUCAAGGCCAGCCCUUCCAAGUCCACCUCGACACUGGUAGUUCAGGCCUGUGGAUCGACACCUCUAACGUGACAAUUGAUGGAUUCAUUGACACCGGAUACAAUAGUACUGACAUAUAUGUUGAUACGACUGAGUCCUCUGGCCCUAUUGUCAUGGCGAAUGUCUCCGUCGGCCAGUUCUUGGUGGCCCCUUGGUCACUGCUUGGUGUAGCUUCGUCUGAUCAACUCUGCGAAGUCAACGCUAUGGACUCAGAUGCCACUAGUGCAGGCGCCGAUGUCGGUCUGUUGGGGAUUGGUCCCCCACACGCUUCGCAGAUCUAUGGGCGGCUGUACAACUCCUCAUAUAAUGGCGCACCCUUUUUGAAUAACGUAUUCAAUUACUACCCCGACGAACAGGCUUUCAUCACACUUCUCCUGACGCGCUCAAACAUUGGUAUCACCGAGGGUGGUGUCUUCAGUAUCUCGGAGCUCGUAGUGGAUUAUGCAUCCAUUAUCGAUACACCCAAAUUGCUGGUUCAUUCUGACACUGCUUUCCUGACAUUCAUGGAUGGCAUCUACGUCAACGGCGAAUUCCUUACUGGCCACUCGAUAGGAGUGAACGGUACGAGCGCGAAUGCCAUUCCCAACGAAAAUCAGACUCUCGUUGUCCUUGAUUCCGGAACGGCAACCAUUCCUGCCCCGCAAUACUACGUCGACGCGAUAUACGGGAAUAUUCCCGGCGCGAACUUCAGUAGUACCGUGAAUACAUACGAAGUGCCUUGCUCUGCCAAGUUGAACAUCAGCAUGCUAUUCGGCGAUAUUCUGAUUCCCAUUGAUCCAAUCGACGCCACCAUGGUCAAUGUAAACGAUGAUGGCUCGGUGCAGUGCUUUGGUACGUUCACGUACAUGUUUGACGGUACUCCCCUGGCGCUUUACAUGCAGGUCCUCCCUCUGACGGACCCCGACGCGGCCUGGGCAAACUUUGACGCUCUGAACUUGCAGCGUAUCGGGCAGCUCGAGUGGCAGCAGAUGCAGGCGAAUGCGAACAGCACGUCAUCGUAUACUGAGGCUGCAUCCAUGAGCGUGACAUACUCCCUUGCACCACCGUCCGCGGUCCGUACCUCUAUCUCUUCCGUACCUUCUUCUGUCCCUAGCAUGAGCGUGUUCCCGUCCUCUGCAACCCCCAGUUCCUCUCCCAGCUCCCCCUUCUCCAACUCUCCCAGCUCCCCCUCCUCCAACUCUCCCUCCUCCAACUCUGCAAAUUCCUCUCCAGCUACCCCGAGCAGCACCCCCGGCUCUACCGUCAGGCUCAACGCGGACCUCGCAUCGUCGUUGGGAGACUCCUCUUCAGUCAAUCUGAGCGGGCUGACACGCAAUUCAUACAUCAUCAUGGGCCUCAUCGGCGGCGUGCUCGUGCUCCUCAUCGGUGUGCUCAUCAAGCUCGUGAAAAACUCGCGGAACCAGCAGUACCGAGCGGUGCCCAACAUCAUCCGCCCGCCCAUGCACUUCAACGACAAGCCGUACGAGCUGGAGAGCGAAGAUCUCAUGAUGCCGUAUGAUGAUCCCACGCGGCGGUGA
Messenger RNA from Sparassis crispa, 1746 nucleotides. RefSeq lists its product as hypothetical. Gene Ontology annotation, molecular function: aspartic-type endopeptidase activity. NCBI's taxonomy places the organism in Eukaryota, Fungi, Basidiomycota, Agaricomycetes, Polyporales, Sparassidaceae. The record is from RefSeq and is a predicted model, not a curated record. The transcript has 10 exons. Gene Ontology annotation, biological process: proteolysis. Bases 1 to 1746 code for a protein of 581 amino acids.